AUGACUGUCAAUCUAGAGAAGCUCCCCACAUUCGCACACAAACCCCGCAUUUUCAUCCUGACAGACGUCUUGAAUGAGCCUGAUGACUCGCAAUCCCUCGUUCGAUACCUACUAUAUUCCAAUGAAUUCGACACUCGAGGUAUAUGCGCGACGACCUCUACCUGGCUGCGCUCCAGUACUCAUCCAGAGGAACUUCGUCGCAUUAUCACGGCAUAUGGCGAGGUUGUUAACAACCUGAACAAACACGUGCAUCCUAGCAGUCAAUACCGGUCUGCCGACUCUCUUCUCUCUCUAGUUACAUCAGGACCACGAGUCUACGGCAAAAAAGCGUUGAAAGAGCCCCAUAGUGAAGGCGCACAACGUCUGCUAGCCGCCCUUCAAGAAUCCGAGGAACCACUCUAUAUCCCCGUUUGGGGUGGUGUGAAUACACUCGCCCAAGCACUCAAGCACCUCGCCGAGACGUCUUCCCCGAACUUAGCUGCCAGAGAGCGGGCAAAGCUACGGGUCUACUCCAUCUCUGAUCAAGAUGACACCGGUGCAUGGAUUCGUGCUAAGUAUCCUGAUGUGUUCUACAUUGUAUCUAUGCAUGGCUGGGACCAGUAUAGCCAGGGGAGCUGGCUAGGCAUGAAUGCUAGUGCUGGCGAAGGGGUGGAUCACACGAAGGUGCUUAACCCAUGGCUGAAUGAGCAUAUCAGAGUCGGCAAGUUUGGGGCCAACGCGUACCCCGAGGUUAAGUUUGGCAUGGAGGGUGAUACGCCGUCUUUUCUGUGGCUGAUUCAGAAUGGGCUGGGUUACCGGGAUUUCAUUAAUUGGGGCGGCUGGGGUGGUCGGUAUAUUCGGCCUCAGAGUGAGGCUGAUUGGGAAGAUGGAAUUGAUGGGAAUCGUUUCCAUAAUGCUCAGGAUUUCGGUGUUAUCGGGGUCGAUGGCAAGGCUUAUACGGAUCACAAGGCGACAAUUUGGCGGUGGGGAGAUGCCGUUCAAGACGACUUUGCAGCUCGGAUGCAUUGGACUCUCACAGAUAACUUUGCUGACGCGGCCCAUCCUCCGGUAGUCGAUGUCAAUGGAUGCACUGGCACGGAGCCAUUGGUUCUUGAAGUUAAGCCUGGAGAAACACACGUUCUCGAUGCGAGUGGCACAUACAGUGCGGACAAUUGCACUGCGGAUGAUCCUCUGGAAUACACCUGGAUGCUCUACGGCGACGUCAACGGCUUUCAUUUCUUCGGCAUGGGUCCAGAGGUCCAAAUUGAAACCCUAGAAGGCAUUCCAUCGGACGUCAAAGAAGGCGAUAUUGCAGGGUUUGCCGCAUACACUAGAGCACGGAAGGUCAAGGUGACGGUGCCACAAAUCGAGAAGCAUCCACAAACAGGACUUUUCACUCCAGACUUUCAUAUCUUGUUGCAAGUGACCAACAGGGCAGGCCCAUAUCCCAUUCGGCGAUAUAAGAGAAUCAUAUUCUCCUAUAUUCAGGAAGAUAAGCCAGUACCUCACAGAAAGAUACCGGAGAGUGCUAAUGAAGCAUACCGGAUGUAUGGAAAUAUCGACGUAACGAGGCCAAGGGUCGACUACUCACAACCACUCAACUACACACCUUGUAAUUGGUGGGGAUGGAAGGUAAAGAAAUAA
Molecule: messenger RNA, 1623 nt
Organism: Penicillium cataractarum
Lineage: Eukaryota; Fungi; Ascomycota; Eurotiomycetes; Eurotiales; Aspergillaceae
Product: DUF1593 domain-containing protein
Exons: 2
Coding region: 1-1623 (540 amino acids)
Molecular function (GO): hydrolase activity, hydrolyzing N-glycosyl compounds
Source: RefSeq, a predicted model, not a curated record